AUGGACAUUACAAGAAGAGUUUCGCUUCUGCUGUUGCUGCUUCUGGGCUUCUGUAAAGCUCACCCUGUAGAUGUAAGGCACGACUCGCUGAAUGUAGAGAAUAAGAACUCAUAAAAUUUGCAUGACAUUAGCACAACUAUCCUCAGGAUGAACAAUGGAUCUAAUGAGAUACUGCUGGAGGGGGACCUGCUCAUUCCAAAAACCAGGAAUGCGAUGAAGUGCAUGAGUAAAGAUUACAGCUGCCGGUGGCCGAAGUCUAAAAAUGGGAAAGUGGAAAUCCCUUUUAGUAUAAGUGAUGAAUAUGAGGACUCAGACAAGAGUAUGAUUCUAAGCGCCAUGAAGGGAUUUGAACCAACAACCUGCGUUCGCUUCAUUCCUCGCACAGAUGAGCGUGUAUAUCUGAGCAUUGAACCAAAAUAUGGCUGCUUUUCUAUGAUGGGUCGUAUUGGAGAUAAGCAGGUGGUGUCUCUGCAGAAGUAUGGCUGCAUAGAUUACGGUAUCAUCCAGCACGAAUUGCUGCACGCUUUGGGUUUCUACCAUGAACACACUCGAAGCGACCGUGACCAAUAUGUCCGAAUCAACUGGGAGAACAUCAAGGAAUAUUAUGUGCAGAACUUCAAAACGAUGGACACAGAUAAUCUCGGCACUCCCUAUGACUAUUCCUCUGUGAUGCACUAUGGAAGAACUGCCUUUGGGAUUAAUGGAAAGGAAACCAUAACUCCCAUCCCUGAUACCUCUGUUCCGACUGGCCAGAGGAAAGGCUUGUCCAAUAUUGACAUUCGCAGGAUCAACAUUCUCUACAAAUGCUGA
This is a messenger RNA of Melanotaenia boesemani (Boeseman's rainbowfish), 810 nucleotides long. RefSeq names its product low choriolytic enzyme-like. The transcript has 7 exons. Gene Ontology annotation, molecular function: metalloendopeptidase activity; zinc ion binding. The record is from RefSeq and is a predicted model, not a curated record. Lineage: Eukaryota; Metazoa; Chordata; Actinopteri; Atheriniformes; Melanotaeniidae. Gene Ontology annotation, biological process: proteolysis.